AUGGCGACAACCACCACAACAAGCAGUCUAACUGACGGCGGCGGAGGAGCAGGCGGCGGAGCAGACGAUCGCGUCAUGGCAACAGCACAGCAGAUCGUGAACAGUUUAAACACUUCAAAAAACGUUCGUGAAGACAUGUUAUUAAUCCUUUCUAGUUUCGAUAACCGUUUAUCGAACAUAUCGGAUUUAAUCAAAACCGAUUCGAACUCUCAAUCCUUAAUUUUAGAAGCCGCCGAGAAGAUCAUUCUCCGGUCAGACUCCGGCAUAUCCUGCACCGUCGGUGCUCUGUCUUGGGAUGAGUCACCGGAGGAAGCUAGGGAUUAUUUAUCUGCUGUUGAUGAGAUUCUUGAUAUGUUGGAUAACUUAUCGCUCCGGCCUGAUUCGGAGGUUUUGGACCGGGCGGAGACUGCGGUUCAAGUGGCUAUGUCGAGAUUGGAAGACGAGUUUAGGCAUAUUUUGAUAAGGAAUACAGUUCCGCUUGACGCAGAGAGGUUGUAUGGAUCUAUUCGGAGGAUUUCGCUUUCGUUUGCGGCGAAUGAAGGGGAAAUUGAUGAGGAAUUUGAGAGUUUUGGAGAAGUGGAGACUGAGAGUGUUUGUUAUCAUGAGAGAGGAGCAAGUUUAGGAGAUGAUUUGUGUGUUGAUUUGAUUCAUGCCGAGGCGGUUAUGGAUUUGAAAGAGAUUGCUGAUAGAAUGAUACGAUCCGGGUAUGAGAAAGAGUGCGUGCAGGUUUACAGUAGUGUGAGAAGGGAUGCUUUGGAUGAGUGUUUGGGUAUUUUGGGUGUUGAGAAGUUGAGUAUCGAGGAAGUGCAGAAGAUAGAGUGGAAGUCUUUGGAUGAGAAGAUGAAGAAGUGGGUUCGGGCGAUUAAGAUUGGUGUUAAGGUUCUUUUGAGUGGAGAGAGAAGGCUUUGUGAUGUGAUUUUUAGCGGGUCGGAUUCGGCUAGGGAAGUUUGUUUUAAUGAGACUGCAAAAGGGUGUUUGAUGCAGAUGUUGAAUUUUGCAGAGGCAGUGUCUAUUGGGAGAAGGUCGUCCGAGAAGUUGUUUAGAAUUUUGGAUAUGUAUGACGCGUUGUCUGUUGUUUUCCCGGAUUUGGAGGCUAUGGUUACAGAUGACUUUGUUUGUGGUGAGGCAAAAGGAGUGUUGGCGGGAUUGGGAUUCGCCGCCAAAGGGACUUUUAUGGAGUUUGAGAAUGCUGUGAAAAGUGAGACUUCUAGGAAGCCUAUGUCAGGUGGAGAGAUUCAUCCACUUACACGGUAUGUUAUGAAUUAUGUGAAAUUGCUUGUGGAUUAUAGUGAUACACUGAAUUCACUUUUGGAGAACGACGAUGAUGACGAACUAAAUGGAUUGCAAAACGACGAUGGUGAGAGAUUGCAGUUAGAAAGCAUGGCUCCUAUAACAAGGAGAUUGUUGGCCUUGUUAUCAACUUUGGAGUCUAAUCUUGAGGAGAAAUCGAGACUGUAUGAGGAUGGUGCUAUGCAGUAUAUAUUUCUUAUGAAUAAUAUUCUGUACAUGGUGCAAAAAGUUAAGGAUUCAGAGCUUAUUAAGAUUUUGGGAGAUCAAUGGGUCCGCAAACACCGUGGCCAAAUACGCCAGUAUGCUACGGCUUAUCUUAGGGCUGCGUGGAGUAAGGCCUUGGCAUGCUUGAAGGAUGAAGGGAUUGGGGGAGUUCAAAUAAUGCCCCCAAAGUGGCUUUGA
This is a messenger RNA of Dovyalis caffra, 1692 nucleotides long. The record is from the annotation of a GenBank genome assembly. Lineage: Eukaryota; Viridiplantae; Streptophyta; Magnoliopsida; Malpighiales; Salicaceae.